UGACAUGAACCCUUUGUGUAUCUAUUAUCUAUGACAUGAACUUAACCUAUCAACGCAAACACGAAAUUAUGUAAUUUUAUUAUUGGGAAUAGGCACCCUCAUGAAAUUGUGCUUAACCAGUAACUGCUUUAGUGGUAAUUUUUUCCUAGUGAAAUGAAAUACUAUGUUUAAAUUUGUGUGUAUCAAACAACUGUAUGUACGAAAUAACUUGAUAACUAUUAGUAGUUCAGUCGGCUUUUUAAAGAAUCCUGUUAAAUGUUCACUACAGGAAGCAAAUUAUGUUAACCAGACCUCCAAGAGACCUACAACUGUUGCAGUAGAACAUGCUUUAAAGGAAGUAUUAUCAGAUAAGCCCAAAGUUCCUCCACCAUGGAGACCAACGCCGUCUACAGAUCAGUCAAACAUUAUCAAUCAUUAUUUAAGAUUGUCAAAGAUUCGUUUAACAGCCUUGGUGGUAAUUACUACUAUGGCAGGUUAUGCUGUGGCUCCAGCUCCUUUCGAAUGGACCACUUUUGGAGUGUGUAUGGCAGGGACAAGUUUGCUGUCUUGUGCAGCGAAUUCGGUUAAUCAAUUCCACGAAGUUCCUUUUGACGCUCAAAUGUCCAGAACUAAGAGCAGGGUGUUAGUGUGCGGGCGUUUAACACCAUUACAUGCCAUGACAUUUGCCACAGUAUCGAGCAUAGCUGGUUUAAGCUUAUUAUACUAUGGCGUAAACGGUUUAACUGCAACAUUAGGACUUACAAAUUUAUUACUUUACACUGCCAUUUACACUCCUUUAAAACGCAUGAGUAUUCUUAACACAUGGGUGGGUUCCAUUGUGGGUGCCAUUCCUCCUAUGAUGGGUUGGGCUGCCUGUGCAAAUAGCCUGGACGCUGGUGCUUGGUUGAUGGCCGCCCUUCUGUACAGUUGGCAAUUUCCUCAUUUCAACGCUUUAUCGUGGAAUCUAAGACCCGAUUAUUCAAGAGCUGGCUAUCGUAUGAUGGCUGUGACUGACCCAGGUUUGUGUCGGAGAGUGGCAUUAAGGCACACGAUUGCUAUUGCUGGAAUGUCGGCUGCUGCGCCUCUAUUGGACACAACAACUUGGUGGUUUGUUUUAGAAACUAUACCAUUAAAUGGGUAUUUUAUUUAUUUGGCUUAUAAGUUUUAUAAAGAUUCGUCAAGCGCAUCAUCUAGAAAACUUUUCCGAUUUUCACUUUUACAUCUCCCAAUACUUAUGAUUUUGUUUUUAUUAAAUAAGAAGAAAUGGUAUGUGUUUGAAAAGUUUAAGAGUAAGAAAGAAGAGGAACUUGAAGAAAUCGAAUUUGUUAAAAAUACGUAGUUUUUAAAAUGUAUCAUGUUUGUAAAUAAAGUAUAUUAUUUAAAUAAGA
Agrilus planipennis (emerald ash borer) is the source of this 1367-nucleotide messenger RNA. It is a transcript of the gene Cox10, whose product is annotated as protoheme IX farnesyltransferase, mitochondrial. The coding region runs from base 164 to 1318 and encodes 384 amino acids. NCBI's taxonomy places the organism in Eukaryota, Metazoa, Arthropoda, Insecta, Coleoptera, Buprestidae. The transcript has a single exon. Gene Ontology annotation, cellular component: membrane; mitochondrion. Gene Ontology annotation, molecular function: protoheme IX farnesyltransferase activity. The record is from RefSeq and is a predicted model, not a curated record. Gene Ontology annotation, biological process: heme biosynthetic process.